Messenger RNA from Micropterus salmoides (largemouth bass), 1263 nucleotides. Its product is annotated as G-protein coupled receptor 4-like. Gene Ontology annotation, biological process: positive regulation of Rho protein signal transduction; phospholipase C-activating G protein-coupled receptor signaling pathway. Gene Ontology annotation, cellular component: membrane. Bases 147 to 971 code for a protein of 274 amino acids. Gene Ontology annotation, molecular function: G protein-coupled receptor activity. Lineage: Eukaryota; Metazoa; Chordata; Actinopteri; Centrarchiformes; Centrarchidae. The transcript is spliced from 4 exons. The record is from RefSeq and is a predicted model, not a curated record.
AGAAGAGCAGCAAUAUAUCAUCGUCACCCUGCUGCAUGUUGUCACUGGCCAUGUUUGAGGUUUGGCUGCAGAGGACAAAACAUCGGGCUCUGGUGGAGGAACUCAUUCAGGUGGUCUGGCAGCUUUUCCAGGUUUCACUCUGAAGAAUGGAAGGUCUCCACAUUAACAGCAGCUCACAGAACCAAAGCUACGAUUACAGCAGCACCACCUCCAACUACUUUGAGCCCAGCGUGAUAUAUGUGGUGACCUACAUAGUCGUUGCUGUCGGCCUUCCUCUGACCCUCAUGGCCAUCUAUGCUUUUUAUUCUAUGGUGAGAAGUGAUCAAGUUGCUCCCAUCUACGUCAUCAACCUUCUCAUUACUGACCUGAUUCAGUUCUGCUACAUGAUCGUUGAGGUGGCACCAAAUGUGGAUAGGAAUAUAAAGAUAAUCUUCAUAUAUAUUUACCUCUCUGCUGUGUUUGCCAGUGUUUACUUCAUGGUCUGCAUCUCCCUGGAAAGGUAUUUGGUCAUCGCCCACCCACUGUGGUACCGCUGCAGACGAUCCAUCAAGACCUCUGUGGUGGUCUGUGUCCUGGUCUGGGUCCUUUCUGCUGUCUGUGGCGUCUGUUUCUAUUUCACUGAUGUCACACACACACUCUUUGCCGCCCUCCUCCUCCUCCUUCCCUUCCCUCUGUUAAUAUUCUUCCUGGUUGGGACCCUCAAAGCCCUGUCUGCUACCAUCUCGGUCCCCUCUGAUGAAAAACGACGAAUUGUGGGAAUUUUGGUUCUGGUGCUGCUUAUUUACACGCUGCUGUUCCUGCCCAGCAUCAUUUGGUUCUUGAAAUUAUACACUGACGGAUUGGUAGACUUCAGACUCAUCUUUCUGUCUCUAACAUUUCUUAGGUUCAGUCCUCUUGCAGACUUGUUCCUGUAUGUCUUCAUGAGGAAAGGGUUCAUAGACAAGCUUUUGGCCUCCCCUUACGAAAAAUAAGUUUAUUCAAGUGUGCUAUUAGAAUACUUGUUUUAAACUAAAAAUAAGAGAGUGUGCUUUCAGUCUACUUUCAAUAUACUUUUCAGAUAUAUACUUAACAAAAUUAUACUUAAGUAUACUUGGCUUAUACUGACAAGUAUACAGAAACGUAUAUUUGGCAUAUACUUGUACUUAAUCAUUUGAUCAAGAUAUACUAAAGAAAAGUAUUCUUUCUGAAUACUGAAAGUUUAAGUGUACUUGGCUUGUACUUGUGUUUACUCUUGUAACCUUAUUAAAUAAUUUUCACAUGAAA